Eriocheir sinensis (Chinese mitten crab) is the source of this 2788-nucleotide messenger RNA. RefSeq lists its product as uncharacterized. Gene Ontology annotation, molecular function: DNA binding. Gene Ontology annotation, cellular component: nucleus. The record is from RefSeq and is a predicted model, not a curated record. Bases 551 to 2392 code for a protein of 613 amino acids. NCBI's taxonomy places the organism in Eukaryota, Metazoa, Arthropoda, Malacostraca, Decapoda, Varunidae. The transcript has a single exon.
UGUUGACCCGUGGUGUAAUGUUGACCAAAACUUUUUUUAACGCAAAUAUUUUCCUUCAAAUAUUAAUUGUGCUUUGCCAUUUUAAGCUAGAAACAUGGGAUAAAGCUCAAAAUGAUCAGAAAUGUUUAUAGAAUUAUUUAAAAAUAUUAAAGAAACUUAAAAUAUAACUGUUACGACCCUGACCAAAGUAACGUUCGUCGAUAAUAUUUUGGAGAUUUUACACUGUUCGAAAGCGACAAUUUAUAUCAUAUUGAUAACUAAAAGACAAAUACCAAUAAAUGAAAAAAAAAUAGGUUUCCUUAUAAAAAAAUACCUGAAAAAUCCAUUUUUGCCAUUAAAAAACACCUAAUUGCAAGAGUUAUGGCACAGGGACGGAUUUAAUUUGGGGGCAAAUGUUGACCAUUUGGGUUGGGUAAUGUUGACCAUGUGUGUAUCGGCUAUAUAUACAAGUGUUUUCGUAGAUUCUGCAUGUUUUAUCUUUUUCUAAGCUUGGUUUUUGGUCUUCUGCUUUCAGAUUGCAUGCUAGUAAGACGAUUCCAAUAAUAUCAAGAUGCCAAGGACGUAUGUGAAGGGCUCGACGGGUAGGAUGUGCCACAAGUAUUCCCCUGAGGCACUAGAAGAGGCAAUGGAAGCAGUGAAAAGUGGACGUAAAUCAAUUAACAAAGCAGCCAAGGACUUUAAAAUACCUAAAGGGACUCUAGUGAAUAAACUAAAGGGUAAAUACGGUGACAAAAUGGGACGACCCUGUGUCCUAAAUGAGCACGAAGAAAAAGUACUAGUGAAUCGGCUGAUACUAUGCGCCCAAUAUGGCUUCCCCCUUACGAGGAUGGAUCUUAGAAUCGUCAUCAAAACAUAUCUUGAAUCUACUGGGAGAGAUGUGUCUCAAUUUAAAAGUAAUCUCCCAGGUCUUGACUGGCUUCGUUCAUUUCUAAAGAGACACAGUACAUCACUGACAGAGAGAAUUGCUAACAACAUCAAACGCGCUAGAGCAGAAGUUAGUGAAGAGAUGUUGAGAGAAUAUCAUACAGACCUACAGAAAGAACUGAAAGACAUUCCUCCAUCAAAUAUCUUCAACUACGAUGAAACAAACUUAACAGACAGUCCGGGUAGAAAGAAACAUGUAUUCGUAAAGGGUGCAAAACACUGUGACAACAUUAUGAAUACAACUAAAUCAGCAAUAUCACUUAUGUUUUGUUGUGCUGCAGAUGGCACACUUUUGCCACCCUUCGUGGUUUACAAGGCUUUAAACAUGUACCAAAGCUGGACAACUAAUGGACAUAGAGGUAAACCAUGUUGCAAUGAAGUGUGCUGCAAAGGUGGUGUGAACUAUAGUUGUACUGCAAGUGGGUGGUUCGACCACAUCAGCUUCAGUCAGUGGUUUAAGACUGUCGUCAUUCCCCAUGCAGGAAAACUUUCCGGACCAAAAGCACUUAUUGGAGACAACCUACGGUCCCACUUCUCGUACGAGGUGCUGGCCCUUUGUGAGCAACAUAAUAUCAAGUUUAUUUGCCUGCCACCAAAUGCCACACACUUGGCCCAGCCGCUAGAUGUAGCAGUCUUCCGCCCUCUGAAACAGGCAUGGUCUGAUGUUGUCACCAAAUUCAAGAUAGAUCAUCCAACUAGCAGCUGCACCAACAAAAUCUUAUUCCCAGGCCUUUUGAAGCAGCUACUUCUUCACCCUAUCAUCAAUGACAAUGUACACUCCUCUAUCAAGAGUGGAUUCAGAGCCACAGGUAUCAACCCACUUAGUAUUGAUCCACUACUGAAACGGCUGACUGGCAAGAAACGUAAGGUAGGCCAAGAAAUGUCACCAGAGGAAGAAACUGAAGCCAUGGAUACAUCGUUGACAGAGUUCCUGAAAGAGGCUAGGUUCCCCAAGAAAAAAAACCCUGCUGAACAGAAAACACAGCGGAGAGGACCAAAGAUUAAGCCUGGUCAAGUCAUCCCCUCCUCAUCAUUAGCUGAUGUCACCUUCCGCCAUAAGAAGCAGCGCCAUGCAGAGAACCCAGCCCAAGAGGACCUAAAUGAACCAAGACCCAGUACAAGUGGCACAAGUGGAACAUCAAGUUACAUCUCAGUCUCAUCAGUAGUUCAAAAAAGCAACAAGGACCUUACAGUUUCUGAUUUUGUGUUGGUUAAUGUGCCAAAAAAUCGAGGUGGUUGUAAGGUCUUCUUAGCUCAGGUAAUGUCUACAGUAUUGCCUGAAGAUGGCUCAGAGAAGAAGUUUCAAAUCAUGUAUUAUAAACCAGUUCCUGGUAGUGAUAGGACAAAAUUCAUUCCAAAUCAUAAAGAUAUAGAUGACAUUUUUCUGAGAGAUAUUAAAGUGAAGGUGCAACAGCCAACACUAAAUCAAAGGGAUCAAUAUGUCUUUGCAGAAUCACUGGAUAUUUAAGUUGGAUCCAUAGAAAAAGAGAAUGCUUUAAAAUAAUGCUUAGCAGUACACUUUAAAAUUAUAGGCCUACAAGGCCUACAGUUAAUGUGAAAAAUAAUCUUUUUAUGUUCAAGAAAUAUUGUUUAAGUUCGUGUUAAAAAGGAAAAAAAAACCCAUUUUUUUGAUUGUCUAUGAAUGACCAAUGGUCAGGUUUACUCUACAUUAUCUAAAAAGUGGUCAGGAUUACACCUCCAAAGUCAUUAGAGGGGUAUACAGGCAUUUCAAGUAGGUGGUCACCUUUACCCUAGCAAUUUUGAUCCUUGGUCAUGAUUACCCCAAUUGUGUGGGUAAAGUUGACCACCCAUAUAUUUUGGUACAUCCUAUACUAAAUAUUUUUGUUUUCAAUUAGCAUUGUGG